AUGCGCCUACCACGCUCCUUGAUUCUGUCUCUCCCUGUGUGUAGCUCAUAUGCGGCAGCCAAGGCCGUCUUCGCCCACUAUAUGGUGGGCACCAUGACAGCCACCGAAGCCGUGACGGACGUCAAAGACGCAAUCAACGCCGGCUUCGAUGCUUUCGCGCUGAAUGUCCCCAGCAUGGACGACUGGGCGACGUCGGCCAUCUCGUACCUGUUCAGCGCCGCCAACAACGCCGGCAGCAACUUCAAGCUGUUCUUCUCCUUCGACAUGACGCAGUUCAAUCAUCCGUCGCAGCUCCUGCCGCUAAUCGAGCAGUACGCCGCGAACGAGUCGUAUCUCCAGCAGGACGGGCGGCCGUUCGUGAGCACCUUCUCCGGAGGGACCAUCAGCAACGACGACUGGAAUUCCAAGUUCCGGCAGCCCCUGCAGGCGAAGGGGAUCAAUCCGUUCUUCGUCCCGAACUUUGACAACUGGAGUGGUUAUCCCAACGGCUUCUUCAACACUUUCACUGUCGCGGACGGCGUGUUUGGUUGGGAGUCUGCCUGGCCAGAGGUGAGCGCGGGCAAGGUCAAUGUCAGCGACUCGGUAGACCAGGCUGCUCUCCAGGAGGCUCGCGCAGCAAAUAAAGUGUACAUGAUGCCCCUCUCCACAUUCCAGUUCAAACACAUGAGCGGAGAUGGUCAAAACUGGUACCGCAUCGGCGAACUGAACUAUUUCGACCGCAUGGAGCAGGUGCUUUCCCUGCAGCCUGACUUUGUGGAAUUGAUCACCUGGAACGACGCGGGCGAGAGCCACUACGUCGGCAACUUCUGGCCGGAGCAGAUCGCCGGCACUGACAUUGGCAAUUACGCGAACGGUUUCGACCACACGGGAUGGCAGCAGGUCCUGCCGUCAUUCAUCAACGCGUACAAAUCGAACGUCACCGACAUCUCUAAGAUCACGCCGGCAGGAGGCAAGGCUGUUGGGGUGAUGUGGUACCGCUCCCUCCUGACGACGGCGAACUGCUCGCCCGACCCCAUGGGGAAACCGUCGGGCUGGCAGAACGCGCAGGACGCGAUCAACUUCGCCGUCAUCCUUCCGGAGGGCGCAUCAGGUUACACGAUCAACGUGUAUAGCAACAAUAAGCAGAUUGGGUCGUUCCCGGCCAAUGCGGGCCUAAACGGGCAGUCGGUGCCCGGAUUGCAGGCGGGAGGUGGACAGCGCGUCGAAGUGGUGGACAGCUCCAACAAGACGAUCAUCUCGGCCACUGGGACAAAAGAUGUGCAGGCCCAGACGACGGGACUAUGCAACUAUAACUAUGUGGUGGCUGCUCUCUCCUAA
Molecule: messenger RNA, 1317 nt
Organism: Rasamsonia emersonii CBS 393.64
Lineage: Eukaryota; Fungi; Ascomycota; Eurotiomycetes; Eurotiales; Trichocomaceae
Product: Glucan endo-1,3-alpha-glucosidase agn1
Exons: 3
Coding region: 1-1317 (438 amino acids)
Molecular function (GO): glucan endo-1,3-alpha-glucosidase activity
Source: RefSeq, a predicted model, not a curated record